Belonocnema kinseyi is the source of this 2091-nucleotide messenger RNA. It is a transcript of the gene Pus10, whose product is annotated as putative tRNA pseudouridine synthase Pus10. Gene Ontology annotation, biological process: tRNA pseudouridine synthesis. The transcript has 7 exons. The record is from RefSeq and is a predicted model, not a curated record. Gene Ontology annotation, molecular function: pseudouridine synthase activity; RNA binding. NCBI's taxonomy places the organism in Eukaryota, Metazoa, Arthropoda, Insecta, Hymenoptera, Cynipidae. Bases 305 to 1813 code for a protein of 502 amino acids.
UAAAAAAGAUAUAUAAACAAAUUUUUUGCAAUAAUUAAGAAUUAGCCCUCAUUAUAAAUUAUUUAAGGCUCUAAUCUUAUACAGCUUGAAAGUUUUAUUGUUGUGAUUUAUUUGUCAAUGGAUUGCGUCCAUAAGUUUGAUUUUGAGGCAACCUAACCUCAAUUAUUGGCCAUUUCGAUUUUGAACUCACGUGUUCUGUUGGAUUUAAAUUACUGAAAUUAUUCUCGAUUUUUGAACAAAUGCUGAGAUUGCUGACAGAAGCAAUUCUAAAAUAAUAGUAAUAGUAAUUUAUAUAUUUGCUGUAAUGGCAUGUACUGUAGCUGGCAAUGAGCGAGAAAUUUUUAGGUUUUUUAAAAAAGCAGGUUGCUGCUUAAGAUGCUGUUUACGAUUUAUAGGCUCGAGAAAUGCUGAGUUUUAUGAGGAUCCUGUAUCGUAUUUGCAAAAGUUGAAAUACUUGGACGAAGCCGAAGUUGUUGACAAUAUACCUUGCAUAGUUUGUUUGGGAAUCCUGCAAAAUAAUCUGCUUGAAGUUGCAAUUCAGAAGGCCUCAGAAGAAAUCAUUGCAGGAAAUUAUGAUUGUGACACCUUUACAUUGGCUCUGACGAUUCCAGUAACAACUAUACUCCGUGAACGAUCUCUACAAAUUUAUUUAGGGCAAUCAUUAACUUUGCCUCCAGAUGUCUUUCUCGACCUCAAGUUGCAUACGCAAAGCGUUAAAGAAGUUUGGAAAAUAUUUUCUGUUCCCAAGAUUGAGGAACUGACAAAAAAGAUUGGGGAAUCUGGAAGAACCUUUUCCCCGUUUCUUGUAGAUGUAUUAUUUUCACACUCUUGUGACGAGGAAGAGUGUGUAAGCCUAUUACAGAAAUGUAAUACAGCGAGACAAUUUAAGGCUCGAAGAAGGAAUGCCGAUGUUAAUUAUAGUAGGAAAAAUGUGGAGUCUACUUUAGAGACUUUAAGUGAUGAACAAUUUGAAAAACAUUCUCCAAUUCCACCGAAAUCUGUCGAAUCUUUUGCGUCAGUUGAUAAAGUUAUUUGUGCUCACAGUAGUAUUUAUAUAGGAGGUCGUUAUAAAAAAAUGUCCAGAAACUUGUGUCAAACGCCAUGGCUUAUAAAUGGUGAGAAAAAGUGUGAAACGUCGGUUCAAGAACUUCUUUGUGAUUCCAUAGUCAAAUACGUCAAAGCUGACUCAAUGAAGUUUUUGUCUUCGGGAAGAGAAGAUGUAGAUGUAAGAACACUAAAUGAAGGCAGGCCCUUUGCAGUUGAACUUGUCAAUCCUAGAGUUACGAAAAUUCCAGACGAUUUAAGAGAAUUGGUUUUAGAAAUUAACGAAAGUACCGAGGACGUUAAAGUUACGAAUAGUUUGAAGGUUCUUUCAAAACUAGAUUUGAAGAAAUUGAAAGAAGGCGAAAAUGAAAAAACGAAAAACUACCGAGCAUUGUGCAUUUAUAAACCAAAACCUGAUACUUUGAAUUUGAUCCAGGGAUUGAAUGAUAUGACGAAAUUGAAAAUUGUACAGAAAACACCAAUGAGAGUUUUACACCGGCGUCCUUUAGUUCCCAGAGUUCGAAUUGUACAUUCCAUGAGAGCUCGUCUGCCAACACCUGAAGAGUUGAAAAAUUUCUCUGGGGCUAUCAAUAAUCUAGGUAUUAAUAAUAUUUUCAUUCUUGAUGUAAAAACUCAAGCUGGAACCUACGUUAAAGAAUUUGUGCAUGGAGAUUUUGGAAGAACAGUUCCAAGUUUGUGUGAUCUGCUUCAAACGGACGUUGAUAUCAUCGCCUUAGAUGUUACCGGAAUUAAUUUAAAUUGGCCUUAAGUAUGUAUAAAUAUAUAAACUUUGUAUAAAAUACUAAUUUUUGUUACCAAUUCGAAUAUCAGGGAGAAUAAUACACUCUUUAUUUUUAGUAGCUUUAUUAUUUAUUCUUUUCGCUUAUCCAUUUAUUUAAUUCAACAUUUAUAGCGUAGCUUAGAAACUAAAUUUAACAUUAUAUGCAUAUCUUAGGAGUAUGAACUUGAAAGAAAUUUGGUAAAAUUACUCGUAACCUAAGCGAUCACUUAUAUGAUUAAAUUAAUGAAAAUGAUAUUACAUCUCAA